AAACCAGCUGUGGUGGAGGCACUGACUUGAAGGCAUCCUGGUAGUGCAUCAGAACUCCAGGAAAAAGUAGAAUAAGUAACAGCCAAGGUACUCAGACCAGGAACAGUCAUUGGAAGGUAGCUACCAGUUUAACAUGGACGACUGAAAGGGUCUUCUUUUUCCCACGAUCUGCCUGGUCAGGUCAGGGUAGAACUGACUGCUCUGAUAGUUCUUCAGGACACAGAUUAGAGUUUAAUCUUGGAACUGGACUUCCAGAGAAUCUAUACAUGGCAAAAAUGUAUAUGAAAUCCAAGGAUAUGGUGGAUCUGGUCAACACACAAUCCUGGAUGGACAAAGGUCUGAGCUCUCAAAAUGAGAUGAAGGAGCAAGAGAGAAGACCAGGCUCUUAUGGAAUGCUCGGAACCUUAACUGAAGAGCAUGACAGUAUUGAGGAGGAUGAAGAAGAGGAAGAAGAUGGAGAUAAACCUAAAAGAAGAGGUCCCAAGAAAAAGAAGAUGACUAAAGCUCGCCUUGAAAGGUUCAGGGCUCGAAGAGUCAAGGCCAAUGCUAGAGAACGGACCCGGAUGCAUGGCCUGAAUGAUGCCUUGGAUAAUCUUAGGAGAGUCAUGCCAUGCUACUCUAAAACUCAAAAGCUUUCCAAGAUAGAGACUCUUCGACUGGCAAGGAACUACAUCUGGGCCUUGUCUGAAGUCCUGGAGACUGGUCAGACACUUGAAGGGAAGGGAUUUGUAGAGAUGCUAUGUAAAGGUCUCUCUCAACCCACAAGCAACCUGGUUGCUGGAUGCCUCCAACUGGGGCCUCAAUCUACCCUCCUGGAGAAGCAUGAGGAAAAAUCUUCAAUUUGUGACUCUACUAUCUCUGUCCACAGCUUCAACUAUCAGUCUCCAGGGCUCCCCAGCCCUCCUUAUGGCCAUAUGGAAACACAUCCUCUCCAUCUCAAGCCUCAACCAUUUAAGAGUUUGGGUGACUCUUUUGGGAGCCAUCCACCUGACUGCAGUACCCCCCCUUAUGAGGGUCCACUCACACCACCCCUGAGCAUUAGUGGCAACUUCUCCUUGAAACAAGAUGGCUCCCCUGAUUUGGAAAAAUCCUACAACUUCAUGCCACAUUAUACCUCUGCAAGUCUAAGUUCAGGGCAUGUGCAUUCAACUCCCUUUCAGACUGGCACUCCCCGCUAUGAUGUUCCUGUAGACCUGAGCUAUGAUUCCUACUCCCACCAUAGCAUUGGAACUCAGCUCAAUACGAUCUUCUCUGAUUAGAGCAAUAAGAUAAGCACCAACAUUUCAGAGAAUGAAGUGGAGAAGUUUUCCACAUUUCUAGUGGCUGAGAUAAACUCUCAGAAAAUUUAAAAGAACCUUUUGAUAUGCAUCAAACACAAUAGUCCUAGUUUGUUCAGAACUUCCUGUACCUGCUAACUUUCUUCCCAUUAACUUCUCACAUUGGACCAAACCUACAUUUGGUAAACUUAAGUGAACAUAUUUGAUGGUUUGAGGCCACGUGGUAAUAGAACAGAAAGCCCAGGCCCUGUUCCAAUGGUGCCAAAGACUAACUGAAUGCUCUGCCAAUUAACUUUCCAUUUCCAGUGUUUUUAUUGCUUUCUGAUAAACAUGAAGCAACUGUUCUAAAUCAACAUCUACCUUUCACCUACCACACAUUUUUAAAAUUAAAAAGCAAUCAAAGCAAAUAGCAUAAAUGGAAUGAUUAUACAGAACUGGAAGGAGCAUCAAGUACAUGUCUGUUGGCUUAUAGAAUACAAAAUUUGUGUGAAUUUGACAAAUCAUCUUUGUGUCUAUUUAAAUAUAACUUCCAGAGCCUAAAAUAAUAACUUGGAUGUUACCAUAAAUAACCAGUAUGUUCUUUAAGAGAUUAGCUCUAUUUAUUACUGUGCUGAAAGGUAUACACACCCUUUUUAGUGAUUGCAAAACCAUGAUAGAAGCCUCACACAAACUUUAUUCUUGAUACUAUUUAAAAAACAACUGUCUUAGUACUAGGAGACAAGCAAGAAAGACAUUGAAAUUUCUCUUCUGGCACACAGAAAUAUCACCUAGCUCAUUUCUUAGCUUCCAUGACUAAAGGGCUGUGGAAUUUUGCAGGUAUUCAGGUGCUUCAGUUAGAAUCAGAACUCAGCCAGGUUCAUACUGUAGAGCAAUAAAAUGGUGGUUGGCUGCCAUCCCAACUAACACAGUUAAAGAACUCUGUCUCACACAUAGCCACUGGAAAAAUGUGGAUAUUCUCCAGCAAGAUGAAUUUUACUGUUUAAAGCAAUGCGAUUAAAGCCAUAGAGUUUCGUCCACUCCAGUAUCAUAUAUUCCAGAACUGUUGUAAUCAAUCUUGAAUUCUUACAACAUAAAUGUAACUCCUUACUUCCCACUUACCACUGAUUGUUAUAUUGUCUUCAUUUCCAAGAUAUUAUGCAAUUAUAUGCAAAAUUUUGAUUAGAAUCAAAAUUAAUAGUCAAUGAAUCUGUCUGUAUCUUCAGGACGGGUUUUGAUCAGUUUUAAGAAAGUUUAUUUUUCUUUAUGUGGCAUCUCUUUUCUUUGUAUCCACACUGGUUCAGCCAAGUUUCUCUUCUCCAGAGAAAUUAGCUCUGAGAAAUUUUACUAUCAUGAUCCAUCUUCCACAGAAAUUAUUUAGGUUCAACUCAAGAGUAUACAUAGUUUAUUUAUAGUGGGUGAGGAUACACCUCCAAGAAUAAAUUUUAACAACAUUAAUGACAGAUGAAUAUGCCAUUUUAUCUACCAAACUAUAUAUGUAUCUCUUUUCUUUAUUGCCCUUAUUUAUUUCUUCACACUGUGAGUUAUUUUGUGUCCAUCUUAUUGCAGCACUUACUCUGCUCUACUUUGCACCUUUGGCUUAUAAAUAUGUUUAAAAGUCUGUAAAGACGUCUUAAACAACUCGUGACAGUAAUUCACCACCCCUAAGACCUUGAAUCACCCCAGUGGAAAUAGGCAAGGAGAAUUAUUUAUAGAAUCAUCCUAUGUAAUUUUUUGAGAAUUUGCUCUACCUAGCAUUUAUGAUUAUAGAUAAUUGCUAUCUGCAUUAUUUAUUAGGUUCUAUUUAUUUAAUUUAUCUUUCUUUCUUUUUAUGUAAAAAUUUGUGCCCCAUAGAUAUAGCCUCAAAGCUUUACUGGGAAACUAGCUUAUACGUUUGGAGUGAGAGAAAAGGAGAAAAUCAGUUCUUGAUUUUUUGCAAUGGUUUUAUAAAACAGAGUAAUAAAAUUUGAAUAGCUGUGCAACUUAGUGGUUUUAGAAUUUUUCCUUUAAGGUGCAACAGAGUUACAUUAUUAUUUAUGACUUUGGAGAAUAUAGUACAUGUGAACCAGGACUGUAGGCUUGUGAAGAGAGAUUUUAUAAUUAAAUACAAAUUUAGUACUGUACUAUGCUUGGAAAGAACUUGUUCUUUAAAUAAUGUUUAGUCUUCUGGGAGUGUUUUCAGAUAAAAUGAAGCAAUUGUUUAAAAAGAAAUGCCUGUUUUCCCUCCCUUUUCUAGUAGCAAUAAAGCUUUGAGUGUUAUUA
This is a messenger RNA of Mus caroli (Ryukyu mouse), 3515 nucleotides long. The record is from RefSeq and is a predicted model, not a curated record. NCBI's taxonomy places the organism in Eukaryota, Metazoa, Chordata, Mammalia, Rodentia, Muridae.